UGCCUCAAAAGAGGAAAGACGAUAGAUUCAUCUUUGCUUUUUCGUCUUCGUUUAGAACAACAAUGUCAUAAAGUUUGAUCCUUUCUCUUCCAGAGUUUGGCCUUCAGGUAAAAAUGGCUCGCGAUCGGCGGGAAGGUCUGGAGAUUAAGGUGGUGGAUCCACCGGCGGCGACGAUGAGUAAUGUGUCUGUGGAAACGUCUCGGAGACAACAGAGAGCUUCGUUUGCUGAGUUUAGGCCGUUUAAGCUUUGGUUUCCAUGGCUUGUUCCAGCUAUCGUUGUGGCUAACAUUGCCCUUUUCGCCAUUUCGAUGUUUAUUAACAAUUGUCCUAAGAACUCGCCUAAUUGCUCAGCUAGGUUUCUUGGGAGAUUCGCUUUUCAGCCUAUGAAAGAGAAUCCUCUUCUGGGUCCUUCUUCUUAUACAUUGGAGAGAAUGGGGGCUUUAGAAGUAUCAAUGGUGGUUCAUAAACACCAAGUGUGGCGCUUGUUCACUUGUAUAUGGCUACAUGCUGGGGUUUUUCAUGUUCUUGCCAACAUGUUGAGCCUUAUCUUCAUUGGCAUCAGGCUUGAGCAAGAAUUUGGAUUUGUGCGCAUUGGAAUGCUCUAUAUGAUAUCUGGAUUUGGUGGAAGUUUGUUAUCUUCUCUCUUUAACCGAGCUGGUAUAUCCGUUGGUGCCUCUGGAGCAUUAUUUGGCUUGCUUGGUGCUAUGCUUUCAGAACUCCUUACCAACUGGACCAUUUACGCAAAUAAGUUUGCAGCUCUUUUGACUCUCAUCUUCAUCAUAGCCAUUAAUUUAGCAGUAGGUAUUCUUCCACAUGUAGACAACUUUGCCCAUCUUGGAGGAUUCACGUCUGGGUUUCUUCUAGGCUUUGUUUUCUUGAUCCGUCCUCAGUAUGGCUACUUCAACCAGAGAAACAAUCCUCGGAGUUAUGGUGCACCAUCGGCUAAAUCCAAACACAAGCCAUACCAAUACAUUCUCUGGAUCACCUCUUUAAUACUUUUGAUAGCUGGGUAUACCGUUGGACUCAUAGUGCUUCUUCAAGGGACAGAUUUAAACAAGCAUUGUUCAUGGUGCCAUUAUCUCAGCUGUAUUCCUACGUCGCUAUGGAGCUGUAAAUCUCAUAAUGUCUACUGUCAGUCGAGCCAAAUUGGGCAGCAGAUGAACUUGACAUGUAUCGCGAAUGGGAGAACGGAGAUGUACAAGCUAUCUAACGAUAUACAGUCUCGGAUUGAGCAGUUGUGUUCCCAAUUGUGCCGCUGAUACUACCACUAAACGUCUAAUUUACUCUGUAGAAAGUUAGGAAUGCCUUUGGAGAAGAGAAAGAUUGUUCAGUUAACAUGAUCAUGCACUUGUGGAUCUUUCUUUCUGAUCAUUGUUUGGUUCUACUUCUUGAUUUACUACUGCAUAUGUAUGAACCAUCGUCUCUAUUAAUGAAAACAUAGAUUAAGAGAAAGUUGAACAAA
Molecule: messenger RNA, 1462 nt
Organism: Capsella rubella
Lineage: Eukaryota; Viridiplantae; Streptophyta; Magnoliopsida; Brassicales; Brassicaceae
Product: RHOMBOID-like protein 1
Exons: 6
Coding region: 114-1259 (381 amino acids)
Biological process (GO): proteolysis
Cellular component (GO): membrane
Molecular function (GO): serine-type endopeptidase activity
Source: RefSeq, a predicted model, not a curated record